Molecule: messenger RNA, 630 nt
Organism: Microtus ochrogaster (prairie vole)
Lineage: Eukaryota; Metazoa; Chordata; Mammalia; Rodentia; Cricetidae
Cellular component (GO): keratin filament
Source: RefSeq, a predicted model, not a curated record
AUGGCUGCCUCCACCAUGUCCGUCUGCUCUGAUGCUUGCACCAACUCCUCCUGGCAGGUGGAUGACUGCCCAGAGAGCUGCUGUGAGCCUAGCUGCUGUGCCCCCAGCUGCUGCCAGCCUAGCUGCUGUGCCCCCAGCUGCUGCCAGUCCAGCUGUUGUGUUCCCAGCUGCUGUGCCCCAGCCCCCUGCCUGACCUUCAUCUGUACCCCAGUGAGCUGUGUGUCCAGCCCCUGCUGCCAAUCUGUCUGUGCUAGCUCCUGUGAACCCUCAUGCUGCCAACAGUCUAGCUGCCAGCCAGCUUGCGGCACCUGCUCUCCUUGCCAGCCAUCCUGCUGUGUGACCCUGUGCUGCAAGCCUGUCUGCUGCACACCCAUCUGCUCUGGAUCCUCCUCAUGCUGCCAAUCCUCCUGCUGUGUGCCUGUCUGCUGCAAGCCUGUCUGCUGCAAGCCCUGCUCCAGCGUGUCCCUGCUCUGCCGCCCUGUGUGCAGACCUGCCUGCUGUGUGCCCAGCUCCUCCUGCUGUGCCUCCUCCUGCCAGCCCAGCUGCUGCAAGCCCUGCUCCAGCAUGUCCCUGAUCUGCAGCCCUGUCUGCUCCCGUCAGGCCUGCUGUGGUCUCUCGAGCUGCUGCUGA